UGCGGUAGGUCGAUGCGGCGUUGUACCGCUAUCUGGGUGAAUAAAUAAAAGAUGCAGCGGAGAUCGGGUACAUAGCGGGCCCGGCGCGCAGUGCGGCUACAGACUCGGAGCAAGAUGGUCAACUACAAGCGAGUGGUGUGCGCGGCUGCGGUGCUGGCGGUGGCGGUGGCUGCGCCCGCGCCGGACUGCAAGGAGCGCGAGACGCACUACGACCAGCGGCAGAACGGCACCGAGAACUACCGGCUGAACAUCGACGGCGUCGUCAUCGCCGUCGCGCCCGCAGACUCGUUGCUCUCCGCCGCAUCUUCCAUCGAUUUCAACGAUCUAUUUGACCUGGAAGAGCUGAAUGAGCUCCAGAAGCCCAAGCCGCCGUCUGAUGAUAAGCCGCCCAAGCCGCAUGUGGAGCCGAAGCCGCAGGAGGUGUCAUCCAAGCCGGACUCUAAGCCUGACUCCCCGCCGGAGGACGCGCCCCUCAGUGACGUCGCCCUCAGCAGCGACCUCCAGAGCCAGAAGAAGGAGGCCCCCACCAGGAAAGAGAAGCCACUAAGGUGAGAUUACUGAAGAACCGCCUCGCAAGCCUGCUGGUUCCUCUGCUUAGGAGGACCCGUCACCACUGACAACCCUAUCACAAUCGAUAAUCCUUAGGUUAUUUUAGCACGUAGAGUGUCUACUUCCUAAAACAACCUUCGCACAGUAUGAUAAUGUAAUGAAUUAGACGUUAUUAUUUCAAUAAUAAUGAUUAUUACUUGAAUAUUGAAAAUAACGCUGUUGAGUGAUAUAAAUGCAUUUAUUAUUGUA
Molecule: messenger RNA, 798 nt
Organism: Pectinophora gossypiella (pink bollworm)
Lineage: Eukaryota; Metazoa; Arthropoda; Insecta; Lepidoptera; Gelechiidae
Exons: 2
Coding region: 115-552 (145 amino acids)
Source: RefSeq, a predicted model, not a curated record